This is a messenger RNA of Notechis scutatus (mainland tiger snake), 921 nucleotides long. The record is from RefSeq and is a predicted model, not a curated record. Lineage: Eukaryota; Metazoa; Chordata; Lepidosauria; Squamata; Elapidae.
AUGCAGGAGCCCAGGAAAGCGCCCCCCCCCAAGCUGGAUCCCCUUCGAUCCUCCGGGGGCUCCCCGCGCCCUUGCCCGGCCGGGUCCCCCGAGUCCCCCAAAACUAGAGACGGGCGAGGAAAGGUGGGCGCGCCGCGUCUCCAAAAGCGCGCUUUGGAGAAGCUCUCCAAGCGCUGCGCCCAGGAGAAGCUCUCCAAGCUGUGCGCUCCGGAACUCGGCUCAGGUUCGGCCCAGGAGGAACGCCCCAGGGAGGGGGAGGAGGCCACGGGGGAGGCUACGAAGCCCCCUUACUCCUAUAUGGCCCUGAUCGCCAUGGCCAUCGAGGCCAGCCCGGGCCGGCGCUUGCCGCUGCGCUCCAUCUACCAAUACAUCGCCGGCCGCUUUCCCUACUACCGGCUGGGCCAGCGCAGUUGGCAGAACAGCGUGCGCCACAACCUGAGCCUCCACGAGUGCUUCGUCAAGCUGCCCCGCGUGGGCGGGCCGCGCAAGGGCAGCGAUUGGACGCUGGACCCGGCUUUCCGAAGCACGUUCGAGCCGGGCAAGUACCGGCGGCGGAGACGCGCCCGGAGAUCAUCGCCCCCGCUGGCCGCCCCCGCUGCCCCGCCGCCGCCUCCUCGCGUGGUGGAGACCCCAGUCCGGCGAUCCUGCGCUCCGGCUGGAUGCCUCUGGGGUCCCGCGGCGGUGGGACAGACCCCCUCGCAUCCGAUCGGCCACCGCCCGCUGGGGAUCGUCCCUUUGGGGGGCUGCGAGCCCUGUCUCCGCCUUUGGCUGCCCGACGGGGUGACUCCGCCGCCGCCGCCGCCGCUGCUUCUGCAGCCCUCGGCGGCUCCCGGACCUUCCGUCCCGGCUCUCUCCGACCUGCCCUUUGGCCCUUAUUGGAGCUGGCAGGAGUCAAGCUAUUCCCUGAUGGAGCUGAAGUGA